AUGAGCGCAUCUUCAGAAGAGAGGGAAGAUGCUGCUGCAGAGGAGAUGACAGACAUGGCAGACCCUCCUUCCGCUCAAGACACCGGCGACGAGCAGCAGGCGGCGACAGAGCAAGCCGAGGACCAGCACCACAUCUCUGAUCUGCUAGAGGAGGAGCGACAGCAGGACUCAAUUUUGCCAUCGGAAGAGAAUGGCCUUGCCCACAGAUACAAGAAACUUGCCGAGGAUGAGCUGGAAGCCACGUCCGACAAUGGCUCUGUGGACGCGCUGCCCAGGAGGGCCGGCAGUCCCGUCGACUCGAUGCUCUCUGUCCCGGAUCGUUCUCCGUCAGUUCAGGGUUCUGGCAUUUCCUCUCCCAGUAGCAGCGUCCUCCCAUCACUCGCUUCGAGACCCCGAAUGGGGAGCCCGACUCCCUCCUUUCGACCCUUCGACCGCCGAUUCCAAUCCCGGAUCUCUACGCCUAGCAACCUGUCUCCUAGACCAGCCUCCCCGGCGUUUCUGUCGAGUCACAGCCGGAAUGCCUCCCUGACUAGUCAGAUUCUCUUAGACACCGGCGAUACGGAGACCCCAUCCCCGCCGUGGGAAGUUGUACGAUGGACCAAACUGAGGAAGCUCAAUGGGCAGGCGUUCUCAGAAGUUGGCAAACGGAACUUUGGAUCGCCAACAUGCAUUGCUGUCUCGGCGCACAUAGUCCUCGGGACCUCCAAGGGCAUAAUAUUAAUGUUUGACUACAACCAAAACCUGAAGAUGAUCAUCGGGCCGGGAACCAAAGCUGUAGAGUGUGGCGCGAUCGUCUCCAUUGCUAUAUCAGCAGAUCAUAUUACCUUGGGCGGCGGCCAUGCUGAUGGCAGCAUCUUUACAUGGGACACCACACGAGCGUCUCGCCCUUUCCUUCAUAUUCCUCCACUAGACGCCGCGCAGACGCAGAACCGCACGACGGAUGGCCACCUGCCAGGUGUUGCUAUUACUCACCUGGGAUUCUUGGGAACAAGACACACAGCUCUCGUUUCUGCCGACGACAGGGGCAUGGCCUUUUCGCACCUUGCAACGCGAGGCACUGGGUCUUUUGGCCGGACAGUCAAGACUACUAGGAUAUUGGGACGAUAUCCAGACUCCAAACCUCUCGCCUCGGGUAAGACCCUGAAACCUAGCACAGUUCUGGCAUUCGCGCCUUUGCCUCUUGGGACCAUCGAGCGCGCCACAGAUACGAUGGGGUUGACAGCAAUGCUGACACCCUAUUUACUGGUCAUUGUCUCAACCACUCCUAUCGCCCAGACACAGCACAAGUCGGCGAGACCGAAAGAGGUUGCUGCCCAUAGUGCGAUGACUGGCUGUCUGGCUUGGUUCCCUGCCGUCAAACUGAAAGUCGUGGAUCCAGCGACCGGUAGCCAAACUGCUAAGGCAAAGCUUGUCUACUGCUGGUCCAACGUCUUGACUGUCUUGGACGUUGAAGAGAUCCCCGCUGAAGAUAAGGACAAACCGCCAAGUCUUAAAUUCAAAGCAAGGAGCAGAUGGAAAUGUGAAGAGGCGAUUGUGGCCGUGCAAUGGCUGAGCCGGUCGGUUCUGACUGUCCUCACAAUCAGCCAAAGAUUGAUCGUUCUGGAAGAUCGGAGCAUGCGGAUGACCGAGGCUUUCGACCUGAUAGGUCGCCAUAUAUACCAUGUUGAUCUUUUCUCAAAGCAGCUGCAUACCUUGGUUGAGCAGCUUGACGAAGAAGACACGUCGAUGCAUGGUGUAGUUGCCGACGCUUUCUACAUGAGCUUCAAGUCCUACAAGAAUCGAAUAUUUCUCAUGGGCUUCAACGACGUCUCCAUUGGAGCUUUGUCCAACUGGGCCGACCGACUUAUUGCACUGAUGGAAAACGGCGACUAUGUGGGCGCAAUCAAACUGGCUACGCUCUACUAUACAGGGGACGCAGACAAGCUCACUGUGGGGUUGCCAGAAAACACAGAUGUGCGGCACACUAUGGUCAAAGACAAGCUGUUGGAGCUUAUGAGCGCGUCCUUGAAGUAUGCUUUUGGCCAACGACAGAAGGACCCUGCAGCUGUAGAUGACGGCCAUCUUCAAGAGUUGAGCGAGACGUGCUUUACAGCCUGCCACAGUAUUAGUAACAUCGAUUUCCUAUUUGACGAGAUGUACGAGUGGUACGAGGAUGCCGGCGUUGAAGGCAUCUUUCUUGAAACCAUGGAAUCGUAUAUUUUGGAAAAGACGAUCUCGGCGGUACCGCCUACGAUCGUGAAAGGCAUGGUCGCUCACUUCGUCAGUAAGGGUCUAGAGAGCCGGCUCGAGGAGAUGAUUUGCCACAUGGAAACAGCUACCAUGGACUUGGACCAAGUCACUGGCCUGUGCAAGCAACAUGGCCUCUACGAUGCUCUCAUUUACGUUUGGAACCAGGCGCUCGACGACUACAUCACACCGCUCAUCGAUCUGUUGACACUUUUGAUACCCCUGAUGCGCGAAGCGGACGAUGAGCCUUCAAGAAACGUCUUGGAUGAGGAGGCAUCUAGCGUCAACGCCUUGAAAAUCUUCCCGUACCUCUCUUACAUUCUGACGAGUCGAGUCUACCCAACGGGCGAGGCAAUUGAACAUGGACUGUCUAUGAAAGCGAAAGCUGAGCUGUAUUGGUUUCUCUUCUCUGGGAAGAGUAUAGAGUGGCCCAAGGGAAGUAACAAGCGUUUCCUGACCCGACCCAACCAGGCCGAGGAGCCAUCAUUUCCAUAUCUCCGAAUGAUUCUGAAGUUCGAUGCGCCAAGCUUCCUGAGCUCGCUGAACGAAGCUUUUGAGGACUCGUUUUUAAACGACUCUCCAGAAAAGCAAGUCAACGGAGGAGCGAGGGGAGACCUGCCGGAAGAGCAAAUCUUCGGACUGACGGUGGAUCGCCAAUACAUCGUCUCCAUCCUGAUUGAGAUCAUGAACGCAAACGACUUUGCGGCUGAGGACACAAUUUACUUAGACAUGUUCAUCGCAAGAAACUUGCCCAAAUACCCGCAGUACCUGCUGCUCCCAGGGUCAGCACUAACAAAAGUGUUGACUGGGCUUUGCAACUUCCCAGGAGCGGAUCUCGCAGACGACGCCCAGUUGAGCGCUGAGUAUCUGUUGUCCGUAUACAAUCCCUCCGAUCUUCCUACGCUGAUGCCACUGUUCAAGGAAGCCGGGUUCUAUCGGAUCUUGAAAAGGCAGUACAGGCUCGACAAGCAAUACGGCAAGCUGUUGCAGACGUACUUUGAGGAUCCAAAUGACAAAGAUGCAACGUUUGACUGUAUUGCAAACUGUCUUCGGCCGCAAACAGGGCUCUCUAAGCGCCAAAUUGGAGAAGUGCAUCAGGUCAUCAGAGACAAUUCGAGAGAUCUCGUGGAGCUUGACCCUUCACGAGCUGCCAAGGUGGCGGAAACAUACGCACCAGGGUUGCAUCGUCACAUACUGGACUCCUCAACCGACGAGCCAGAGUUGCAGUACAGCUACCUCAAUGCCAUCCUGGAACCUGCUGUCGAGCGUUCGGAGGACUUCAAGCCAUCAGCCGAAAGAGAUUUGAUCGAGCAGUAUGUGCAGCUCAUGUGUAGAUAUGAGCCCACUCAUGUCUCGGACUAUGUAGGGAUUGUACAAUCCACCAAUUUGAGGUUGGACAAACUACUGCCUACCAUGGAGGAGACGGGCGUUAUAGACGCUGCGGUCGUGUUAAUGGCCCGCGAAGGUCAAACUCAUGAGGCCAUGGAUAGGCUUGUCAAGCAAUUAAACACGCUUGAGUCUGCCCUGCAGGGAGUUCUGACAGGGGCGAAAGAGGAUGAUGUCUCGACCAACCUCCAUUCAGCAACUGCAGAACUUCUGACAGGCCUGCAAAAGUACACGCAUGUAGGCAUUUGGCUCUGCCAGGGACAGACGAAGACCGCGAAGAAAUCGACGGCUGGCCAACGAAAGAAAAAGUCAACGUCGACCGACGAACUAUCACCAGAUGAGGCAUUGUGGCUUAGCCUCAUCGAUGCAACGGUCCAAAUUACUCGUCGUCUAUCGAGCUCCAUCCAGAACAUGGCCAAUCAAGCGGUUUCAAAUGCCGAAAAGGGCAAGCAGGUCAAUGGCACGGAAGCACACCAACACGAGAUAGAUACCGAGAAACUGGUCGGGCUCCUCCGCUCUCUUGUCCAACACACCUUCACCGCACUGCUUGCCGCCACAUCAACUCCCUCCACACAGCAACCAAGCGGCCCUACGCGUGUCCUGUCCACCACUGCAUCAGCAGUGGGCGACAACCUCACAUUCCUGCGCAUCCUCCGCGCAUUCCUCACCAAGGCCGCCGCUUCAUCACCGAAUCUCGCCGACCUGCGAGCGGUGCUCCAGUCCAUAUUCGCAGCGUACGCAUACGAGGAGUCGAUUCUGCGCCUGUCGAACCGCCUACUCGAGCGCAGCCUCUUCGUGAGCGUCAAGCAGGCGACGGAGCUUCGACAGCGCGGGUGGCGGCCCAGGGGCUCGACGUGCGAGGCGUGCGGGCUGCGGGUUUGGGGGCCGGGCGCCAUCUCGACUGGGAUCAUCGACGCGUGGGAGGAGAAGACGGCCGCCGAGGAAAGCAGGCGCAAGGCGAGGCUCGCCGGCCUGGGGCGGACGGCGGAGCGCGGCAAGGGCAGGGAGAAGGUCGGGCGCGAGGGCAUGAUGUUCGACCACGGCAUGGCGGGCGGAUCUGGCGGCGGCAGCGGCAAGGGGAAGGACUCGUCCGUGCCUAUGACGCCCGAGUCGUUCGAGGCGAGGACGCCGGACCAUGGGGAAGGAUCCUCGCCUGAGGAUGAGGACCAGCAGCAGCAGGAGUUGUCCUCCGCGCAGCAGCAGCCGGGGCAGGGUGGGCCCGCCGCGGUGGGUGGUGGGGUCUCGGGCCAGCUGCCGGGAUACCGGCCGCUGGUUGUGCUGGCGUGUCGGCAUAUCUAUCACCAGAGCUGUCUGGAGGCGCUACAGCCGCGCGAUGAGAUCACGGGUGCGAGGAGGCAUGUUGAUGAGUAUGGGAGGGAGAGGGAAUAUAGGUGUCCUAUUGAUGGGUAG
Diaporthe amygdali is the source of this 5022-nucleotide messenger RNA. RefSeq lists its product as uncharacterized. Bases 1 to 5022 code for a protein of 1673 amino acids. Gene Ontology annotation, cellular component: late endosome; HOPS complex. Lineage: Eukaryota; Fungi; Ascomycota; Sordariomycetes; Diaporthales; Diaporthaceae. The record is from RefSeq and is a predicted model, not a curated record. Gene Ontology annotation, molecular function: protein binding. Gene Ontology annotation, biological process: endosomal vesicle fusion; protein targeting to vacuole. The transcript has 2 exons.